AUGGGCGGACAAGCAGAAGGCCAGGAUGGCCACCUCCAAAAGCGAUUUUCUAAAAUAACCAUGCUUGGUAUGGCCUUCGCCAUUCUAAACACAUGGAUUUCUCUAGCUGGAUCCAUCGGCUUGGUAAUGCCAUCCGGAGGCUCCGUAUCCUUUGUUUAUGGCUUCAUCUUCUGCGUGCUCUGCAAUAUCUGCUUGAGCGCCAGUGUUGGAGAGCUUGCCUCUAUAUAUCCAACAGCCGGCGGACAGUAUCACUAUGCUUAUGCUCUAUCGAUGCAGAAAUGGAAGAAGCCUAUGAGCUUUUUUGUUGGAUGGAUCAACAUUGCUGGCUGGCUCACACUCAACACUACGGCUGCGUACUUUGGAGCUCGAUUUCUUGCAGCAGCAGCUGUGGCAGGUUCCGGUGGCACUUAUGAAAUAACGAAGUGGAGUACUUAUCUCAUGUUCGUUGCAGUGUCAAUUAUUGGGGUGUUCUUGAACAUCUUCGGCUACCCCAUCCUGAAUCGCUGGAACGAAGGGGCUUUAUACUGGUCUUUGCUUAGUGUCAUCGUUAUUAGUAUCGUGCUACUGUCAACCUCUCCAAAGACGGAUGCCUCGUUCGUCUUUACCAACUUCUCCAACACAACCGGCUGGAGCGAUGGAACUGCAUGGAUGCUUGGUCUACUCCAGUCUGCGCUCAGCUUCAUAGGAUAUGAUGCGGUGGCUCACAUGACAGAGGAGAUGCCGCGUCCAACUAAAGACGCGCCCCAAGCCAUGGUUGGUGCCGUGCUCGUUGGAGGUAUUACUGGCAUUGUGUUCAUACUGGUGAUGCUAUUCUGUGCGGUCGACAUUGAUGUGCUCCUUGCAUCUCCGACACAGAGUCCACUGACUGAAAUAAUUCUGCAAGCCACUAAGAGCAGGGCUGCUGCCAUAAUUCUCAGUGUCGCUGUAGCACUCUGCUUUGUCAAUGGGGCCAAUGGUUGCGUCACGUCUGGCAGUCGUCUGGUAUGGGCAAUGGCUCGCGACAAUGGCACGCCUUUCUCAAGAUAUCUGUCGCACCUUCACCCAAAGCUUAACGUUCCAGUACGCGCAAUUGUUGUACAAGCUGUUUUCAACCUACUAUUUGGUCUUCUUUAUCUCGGUCCGGAAGUGGCAUUCAAUGCGUAUAUUGCUAGUUGCACACUGUUUUUGAAUCUGUCAUACGCACUGCCCGUCAUGAUUUUGCUUGUCAGGGGCAGGCGUCUGUUGUCAGCCAACCCCCCAGAGUUUUCCUUAGGGCAAGGAAUCCUAGGUUAUGUAACAAACUGGGUUGCUGUUCUCUUCGUGCUUGUCACCUCUGUUUUCUUCUGCUUCCCGCCUGCUAUACCAAUCGACAUAUCUACCAUGAACUAUGUCACAGCUGUGAUUGGUAUCUUCAUUGUUUAUGCCACGGUAUUGUGGACUGUAAAGCGCAAGACCUAUAAUGGUCCUAAAUUUGACCUUAUCCUUGGAGAGGAGCUUCCUGUCAACAACCCAAAUAAUCAGGGUGCAAUAGUCGCAAAAGGUAGUGAUUUUGACGGUCAAGAUAAGGAAUGA
This is a messenger RNA of Colletotrichum truncatum, 1551 nucleotides long. RefSeq names its product choline transport protein (amino acid permease). Gene Ontology annotation, biological process: transmembrane transport. NCBI's taxonomy places the organism in Eukaryota, Fungi, Ascomycota, Sordariomycetes, Glomerellales, Glomerellaceae. The record is from RefSeq and is a predicted model, not a curated record. Gene Ontology annotation, molecular function: transmembrane transporter activity. Gene Ontology annotation, cellular component: membrane.